GUCACGUGCGCGGCGCAGGCGGCGGAGCGGCGCUGGAGUCCCGGGCCGCGCGCGACCCCCGCCCCGCGCGCCCCCGCGGCCCCGCGCGCGCCCCCGGCGGCGGCGGCGGGUCCAGGAUUCCAUAUUUGGGAGUUGCUGUUUAACCAUGUUUGCCAAUCUGGAAUUACCUGAAGUCCUAUUGCACAUCCCACAAUACUGAAGUUGUGAAAUUUGUUUUGAUCAAGUGGAAUACUUCUCAAGUCAUGUGCAGCAUGAUUCUGCCAGGAGCCCCCUUCUGUUUGUCCUAGUGGAGGAACAGCUUGGGCUCUGCCAUGGCCACCAUUUUCAGCUUCACACAGUUGGUCUCACAGAGCCCAAUACUGGGUCACCAGCAUCACCUUGACGUCUGAUAGGCUCCCAUUGUUGGAAACAAUGGUUUUGGAUGAUCUACCUAACUUAAAAGAUACAUAUGCCUCCUUGUACUCCUCAGCUAUGGAAGACUUAGAGGUGGAUUUUGAUUCAGGACUGGAGGAAGAUGAACUGAAACAGGAGGCUGCUUCUGGGGAUUCCACAAUCUUUGUAGCUUUUAAAGGAAAUAUAAGUGACAGAGAUUUUGAGCAGAAGCUGGAUACCAUACUGGAGAAUGUGCCUGGCCUUUUACACAUGGAGUCCAACAAGUUAAAAGUGCAGAAGAUAGAGCCUUGGAACAGCGUUCGUGUCACCUUCAACAUCCCCCGGGAAGCUGCCGAGCGGCUGCGAAUCCUGGCUCAGAACAACAACCAGCAGCUCCGAGACCUGGGCAUUCUGUCAGUUCAGAUUGAAGGGGAAGGUGCUAUCAACUUGGCUUUAGCCCAGAGCAGGAGCCAGGAUGUGCGGAUCAACGGGCCCCUGGGAGCCAGCACCGCCAUGCGCAUGGACACGGGAUUCCCCAUGCAGGGGGGGCAAGGUUUAAUAAGAAUGAGCAAUGCUGCAGCUGUCAUGAUGUCCCAGGGUGGAAAUGUGCCCUCCUCUAUGGUGGCAAGUGGUGCUAGUGCUGAGCUGCAGCCACGAACACCUCGGCCUUCCUCACAGCCAGAUGCAAUGGACCCACUCUUAUCUGGGCUAAAUAUGCAGCAACAAAAUCAUCCAUCUGGAUCUUUAGCUCCUCAGCUCCAUUCAAUGCAGUCAGUUCCUGUAAACAGGCAGAUGAACUCAGCCAGCUUUCAGCAGCUCCAGCAGCAGCAGCAGUUGCAGAAUCGGCCUCCCCAGCCACAUCAGCAGCCACAGCAGGGUAUUCGACCUUCAUUCACUUCACCAGCACAGGUUCCAGUUCCCCCUGGCUGGAACCAGCUUCCUUCUGGAGCACUUCAGCCUCCUCCAACCCAGGGAGCACUGGGUACAUUGACAGUAAACCAGGGCUGGAAAAAGGCCCCAUUGCCUGGACAAAUGCAGCAGCAGCUUCAAGCAAGACCAUCUCUAGCAACAGUACAAACUCCUACUCAUCCUCCACCUCCAUAUCCUUUUGGAAGCCAGCAAGCUUCUCAGGCUCACUCAAACUUUCCCCAGAUGAGCAAUCCUGGCCAGUUUACUGCUCCUCAAAUGAAAAGCCUUCAGGGAGGGCCCUCACGGGUUCCUACACCACUACAACAACCCCAUCUGACCAAUAAGUCUCCUGCUUCUUCUCCCUCCUCCUUCCAGCAGGGCUCUCCUGCCUCAUCUCCCACCGUUAACCAGACGCAGCAGCAGCUGGGACCAAGGCCUCCCCAGAGUAGCACUCUUCCCCAGGGAUUCCAGCAGCCUGUCAGUUCUCCUAGUCGUAAUCCUAUGGUGCAACAGGGGAAUGUACCCCCCAACUUCAUGGUGAUGCAGCAGCAAAACCAAGGUCCACAAGGUUUACACCCUGGUUUAGGAGGAAUGGCCAAGCGGCUCCCCCCGGGCUUCCCUGCAGGCCAGGCUAACCAGAACUUCCUGCAAGGCCAGGUGCCCUCCACGGCCCCAGGAGCGCCGGGGAACAGCGGAGCGGCGCCGCUGCCAGCCGGCCAGCCCGGGCAGCACCCAGGUGGCCAAGGAUCUGGACCUCCUCAAACUCAGAUGCAACCAGCACAUGGCCCACCAAAUAUGAUGCAGACCAAUCUAAUGGGACUUCAUGGAAAUAUGAACAACCAGCAGGCUGGUGCUAGUGGGGUGCCACAAGUUAACAUGGGCAACAUGCAGGGACAGCCUCAGCAAGGACCACAGUCCCAGCUUAUGGGGAUGCAUCAGCAAAUCGUGUCCUCUCAAGGACAGAUGGUGAACAUUCAGGCUCAGGGAUCGCUGAACCCUCAAAACCAGAUGAUACUUUCUCGAACUCAGCUCAUGUCACAAGGCCAAAUGAUGGUGACACCCCAAAACCAAAAUCUUGGUCCCUCUCCCCAGAGGAUGACCCCACCCAAACAGAUGAUUCCCCAGCAGGGACAGCAGAUGAUGUCCACACAUAAUCAGAUGAUGGGACCUCAGGGCCAGGUCUUGCUACAGCAAAACUCGAUGAUGGAGCAGAUGAUGAGCACUCAGAUGCAAGGAAAUAAACAGCCUUUUAAUUCUCAAAACCAGUCCAAUGUUAUGACGGGGCCAGCUCAAAUGAUGAGAGGACCAACCCCAAACAUGCAAGGAAACAUGGUUCAGUUCACUGGGCAGAUGAUGGCACAGCAGGGCCCCGUGAAUGGGAAUCCUUCUCAGGUGAUGGGAAUUCAGGGGCAAGUUUUACGACCCACAGGACCGGGUCCUCACAUCUCUCAGCAACUUGGGGAUACUGCAACCACAACAAACAACGAUGGCAACUUGACACAGAUGUUACCUGAGGUUCCUGUGCAGCAGCCAAACAUGGUGCCUUCUCAUAUGCAAGGAAUGCAAGGAAACAGCAAUGCUUCAGGCAGUCAUUUCUCUGGCCAUGGGCUGCCCUUCAAUACAGGGUUUAGUGGAACUCCCAAUGGGAAUCAGGUUUCCUGUGGGCAGAACCCUGUGUUUCCUGUCAAUAAAGAUGUGACGCUCACAAGUCCGCUCUUGGUUAACCUCCUCCAGAGCGAUAUCUCAGCAGGGCACUUCGGUGUGAACAACAAACAGAAUAACCAGAAUGCCAACAAGCCAAAGAAGAAGAAGCCUCCAAGGAAGAAGAAAAAUAAUCAGCAGCUAGAACAAACAACUUCUUCAGAAUCACGUCCAGCUGGCCUGGAGGAGAGUGAUCAGUCAUCAAUGUCUGGAGACCAAGGAAUGGGUUUAGAGAAGUCAGGCCCUAAACUCUCUGAUUUUGCAAGUAGGCCACCAGGUUAUCCAUCUCAGCCCGUGGAGCAAAGGCCCCUUCAGCAGAUGCCGCCUCAGCUCAUGCCACACGCGCAGCAGCCCCAGCCCCAGCAGCAGCAGCAGCCCCAGGCAGCCCCGCAGCAAGGCCAGGCACCCCCCCAGACACCACAGCAGCAGCAGAUGAUGAUGAUGCUGAUGAUGCAGCAGGAUCCCAAGUCAGUCAGGCUGCCUGUGCCCCAGGGGGUUCACACCCCCAGGGGCCCCCUGAACCCAGAUGCCCAGCGGAUGCCAAUGCAGCAGAGUGGGAACAUGCCAGUGAUGGUGAACCUCCAGGGGCCUGGACCCGUGCCUCCCUCUCCUGACAAGCAGAGGAUGGCCCUACCAGGCAACCUUCCUCUGGGAAAUAAUGCAAGAAAAAUGGUUUAUCCAGAUAACGUACAGAAUCCUUCUAGCUCGCCCCUCACAGAGGUGUCAUCAGUAGCCUCUCUUCCAGAAGGAGGUGGAGCUGAGGGCCCUCCAACAUCAGGAGCUCAGAAUAACGUGACAUCUCAUUUAGUAGUUUCACAGAACCAGUUAAUGAUGACAGGGCCCAAGCCUGGACCAUCCCCACUUUCGGCUGCCCAAGGUGCAAGUCCCCAGCAGCAGUCUAGUUCUCUGUCUAGUGCUCUUACACACCAUUUUCCAAAUGUUGCUGCCCCAUCACAAACAUCAAGGCCUAAAACCCCAAACAGAGCUAGCCCAAGGCCAUAUUACCCUCAGACUCCUAACAACCGUCCACCCAGCACAGAACCCUCAGAAAUUAGCCUGUCUCCAGAGAGGCUUAAUGCCUCUAUUGCUGGGCUGUUCCCUCCUCAGAUCAAUAUUCCUUUACCUCCCAGGCCUAAUCUCAAUAGAGGAUUUGAUCAGCAAGGUCUGAAUCCCACCACUUUAAAGGCCAUUGGACAAGCCCCAUCAAAUCUCACAAUUAACAAUCAGUCCAGUUUUACUGCCUCACAGUCACACAAAUUGGAAGGUGUGGUCAUUAAUUCAGGCAAACAAACCAAUGCUGGAGGAACAAAGAGAGCAAGCCCAAGCAAUAGUCGAAGGUCCAGUCCUGGGUCCAGUAGGAAAACUACACCAAGCCCUGGCAGACAGAAUUCAAAAGCAGCUAAAUUAUCAUUGACAACUCAGCAGAAUCCAUCUCUCUUGCAGAACAUGGAAUUACAGAGAAAUAUGGUGGCUAGUCCCUCUUCUUUGCCGACACCUGUGACCACAAGUUUUCAAAAUAACUCCAUGCUAAGUAACCAGAAUCCUGCAGUUUCUGUACCUGCUGUGACUGGCAUUCCUGAAGACAAUAAGGAGAGCCUUAGUGUGCCUCAAGAUACUGAGAGUCAAAGUGCACAAGGUGCCCUAGGUAGCAAGGACCAGCCCAGUAUGGAACUGAAAAGUGUCCCUACUCCAGAAAUGAAAGUGCUUGUUCCUGAGGAGCAGGCAAAAAAAGAUGGGCAAGCACCAGACAGCAGUAAGCUCCCAGCCAUGGAGGAAAGUAAAGCCAUGGUAUCUCCAGCCAUGAGGGAGGCACCAACUUCUCUAAGUCAACUUCUUGACAAUUCUGGAGCUCCUAAUGUGACCAUUAAGCCCCCUGGGCUGAGUGGUCUUGAAAUGGCACCAAUAGUCUCCAGUGGUGAGGAGCUAAAGAAGAUAGCUGUCAUUCCUCCACUGCAGGAUUCAUCCUUGAACAAGGAGCCCUCGAAUUCACUUAGCCUGACUCAAAAUAACGAGCCCUGUCCAAAUCCAGGGCACCAGGAGCUGGGAGAAGUAAAUGCAAGUGUGGCACAGAGUGUUGCUCCGGUAAUGCAGAGGCCUGUUAGCUCUUCUAUUUCGGGUCCUUUACCUCCCAACCAGAUAACAGUUUUUGUGACUUCUAACCCUAUUACAUCUGCUGCUAAUACAUCAGCUCCGUUGCCAUCCCACUUGCAAUCUGCAUUAGUGUCUACUGUUGUCACCAUGCCCAACGUGGGGAGCAAAGUGAUGGUGUCCGAGGGACAGUCAGGGGCCCAGUCCAACACCCGGCCGCAGUUCAUCACACCUGUGUUUAUAAACUCAUCCUCCAUCAUCCAAGUGAUGAAGGGCUCUCAGUCCAGCACGAUUCCAGCAGCCCCCAUGACUUCUAACUCAAGUCUGAUGCCUCAGUCGGUUGCGGUUGUUGGUCCUUUGCAUAUCCCACAGAAUAUCAAGUUUUCCUCCGGGCCCACUCCUCCCAGCACCUCAUCCACCAGUCCUGUGUCCAGUAUUCCCACCAGCAGGUCACUCGUUCUGAAUCCCUUGGCAUCUCCUGUCCAGCUGCCUUCCACUCCAGCUCCUUCCAGUGUUCCUUCACAGCUCCCUGCUCAGCAAGCCAAGGACUUCAGCCCAGAGGAGACUUCCCAAGGGGCAGGCUCGGGUGAGCAGUGCCCUGUGCCAGCAGCCCAGUCGGGACCUGUUGUUUCCUCUCUGCUUACAAGCAGCCCGGGCUCUGGGAAUAGGCGCAGUCCUGUUUCAUCCAGCAAGGGAAAGGGAAAGGUAGACAAGAUUGGCCAGCUCCUGCUGACUAAAGCGUGCAAGAAGGUCACAGGCUCCCUGGAGAAAGGGGAGGAGCAGUACGCUUUGGAUGCAGAAACAGAAGGUCAGGGACUAGAAACGUCGGUCCCAAAUAGUUUGGGAACAGAGCAACCCCCGGCAGAACUCGAUAACAAAAGCGGGACCCCUCCAGCACCCGGUGUCACAAAACAGAGCACUUCUGGGCCCAGCAGCUCGAGCCUCAGCCCCGCGGCGGGCGCUCCCUCCUGCGCGUCCCCGGGCGCGGCCCCGAGCGCUCCCGGCCCCGGCGCGUUCCCGGCCGGAGCGGCCCCGGCCGGAGCGGCCCCGGAGCCCGCGGGCCCCGGCGGCAGCCCCGGCGCGGGCCCGGAGCCCAGCGGCAGCGGCGCGGCGCAGGAGGAGCCCGCGGCACCCCCGGAGCUGCUGCAGAGCGCAGCAUCCUCUCAACAUUUAACACAGAAAAAAAGUUCAGUUGCAACAUCAGAAAGUACUGUUCAAAGAACAGAACUUGAGACAAAUGCUGCAGUAGUUGCUGGUCAAAGUAAUGAGACAAAAGAGAAUUGUGAAAAGUCUAAAACUCCAAGUAGAAGAAAUUCAAGAACAGAGGAUUCUGCCGCUUCACAGGAAACUGUAGAGAACGGGCAGCGCAAGAGAUCCUCGCGACCCGCGUCCGCGUCCGGCACGGCUAAAGAAAUGUGUUGCUGUUGGAAGGACCAUGCUGAGAUCAAAAAGUGACAUUUUCCUUUUCCUGAAGCCUGAAAGUCUUCCCAAGUGCACGGUCAGUUCUUGCCAAGUCAGAUGCCAUGGUUCAGGCAUACUCCAGAGGUUGCUGAGGUGGCAGCCAGGAGCCCCAGGGAGUGCUGUGUGCUAGCACAGAGCCUCAGCUCUGCUCCACAACAACAUCUGAACUCCUGGAGUUAUUAACCCAUGGCAUUAGCAGGUGCUGACGUACCUUACUCCUACCCAGGUUACAGUCUUUAACAGUUAUGCAGCAUUUGUGUGAUAUGCACGGCCUAGUGCCAGGCUGAAGCUAAUUCUGUCAGCUUCUUGUGUUUAAGGGUCAGAAAAAUGCUGAUGGACCAAAGUUGUACAAGAGAGUAGAGAGAGACCGUCAAGAGGCAACAUCCAACCACUAUUUUAAAGAUAAUAUACAGAACAAAGAGGUACUAAUAUAAAGUGAUUAUAAAAGGAAGUCAAGUUGAAUUCAGCCACCAUUUCUAUACUGGAGGUACUGAGGCGUGGUGCUAAGAAUUGUGUGUUGUCAGAGUUUCAGAGAAGCAUUCCAGCUUUACGGCAUUGUGCAAUGACUCCCAAAGAUUACACAGGGGACCUAUAUGUUCUGCACUUUUGUGACUGCUGAAUUUAAUUAUAGUUACUUCUUGUGGCAGGACUGUGCAGAAGAAUCUGAGUCUGUAUUGUAAAAAUAAAUUCUCUUUCAUGAUUGUGAAAAAAAGUUUGAAAAAUGUGAAGCCAGUGUAAAAUCCCUGCCUGCGUUUGAGGGGAUCUGGAGUGUGUGACCUGCCCCACAUGCUGUACUGGGUAAACCUAAAGAUGACAACCAGUGCCACUUUGAGUUCUGAAAAUGUGGGAACGGGAAAGUGCUUGAAGUUUAAAUGAUACCAAAACUCUCACAGGGGUUUGCUGACUGUGUAAUUCAUUUACCUCUGUAAAUAGAACCUGUGGUUUUAAGUCACGCGUGUGAAGCUGCCACAGUGUCCAGGGGCUUUGCUGGACACUUGGGUGCAGUCUGCAGGGGACAUCUGGCUGUGCUGCCUUACUGUGAGCACACAGCUGCUCCUGAGCUGUGGAGAAUGAGCCAAACCAGCUGCUCUGCACACGCUGCACCUUAGUGGGGUGGCCACAGGUGUGUCAGCUGGUUUGUCACCUGUGUCUGCUCUGUUGUGUAUUUUUGCUAGGGAAUCAGAGCUUAAUUAUUCUGGUUUGGUUGCUCCUGUCCUCAUGUUAUCUGUGUCCUGAGAAACCCCCUAAUCCAUGGUAAAAGGAAUAUGGGGCUGAGAGGAGUUAUCUCUUGAAAUAGAGGCUGUUUAAAGUCAUCAUUAGGAAAAAUAAAUCAGCAGGGAGAGACCAGCUGGAGUAGGAACUUGGUUGCUAAGCCUGGGGAAGGAGGGGGCAGAGGAGUCACUGUGAGAGAAGAGGAGAGCACACAGGGAGGGUCAGCCCUGUCCAGCUGUGUCCAGCACACUCCAGGUGCAGGGUUUGGGAGGUGCUGGUCAUGCUCCCAGGGGACUGAGACAAGGGCUGGGUGCUGCUGGCCCACUCCCCCUCUCAAACACGGAGCCUUGGGCAGCAACAGGGGUGGCAGCAGCUGCUGCUGAAGCUACUUCAGAGUCAGUCCUGGUGCUUGAAAACUGGUACUGUACUGGUGUUUUCCCUUUUUGGAGUGCUUUUCCAGCAAGGGCUGCUUUUAGCAUUUACUGUACCUUUGAGUUUGUUACAUUUUGAAAUGUUGAUUGUUUUUUCUAAUUCCACAUUGUAACAGCUGUGGAGUUGUACUGCUGCUAUUCUAAUUUUAGAUGGGCUUGGAAAUUUUUUUCCCUUUUGACUCUUAAAAUACACACAGCUACAAUAGUUUUUGGAAAACAUUAUGAAGAGCCAAAGAGACAUUGCCAACAUUUAAAAUCACAUUUUUAAAAAGAUCUAAAGAUGCAAAUGCCUUUGGUCCUUACUCUUUUUUGUUUUGAAAUGGAAACUUAGUGCCUUGGUAAGUGCACUGGACAUGUCAUCUGCUGUCACCAUGGCCCUGCAGGUGUUAACAUUUGUGUCUUUUUGCAUCAGCUGUGUUCCUGUGACUCAGUGUACCCUGCAGAGACUUGUUUUGAAUGACUUUCUGAGAGCUCAGACAAGCUGGGGUGUGACUGGCAUGGGCAGAGUGGUUGUGUAGCACCAUCUCCUCCUGGGACACAGCUCCCCUGUGGCACUAGGGGACGGUUACAAAAUGUGGCUCUUCUUCCCAAGGCUGCCCUGUGCCCUUUGCACCUCGUGUGUGUCGGGCCCGGGGUGCCUCAGUGCUCAGGAGUCUGUCCUGUGUGGGGAAAUCCUGCUCUCCAGAGCACACACUCUGCUGUGAGGUUGGAGAAAUGGCAGGGCAAUCUGCCCCUCUGGGGAAUGGCUUACCGACUGCGUAUCCAUGCUUGUUUUCUUCUCUUGAUUUCAGAAACGAGUGCCAGUGCAAUGCAGUCAAAAAGAAGAAAAUCCAAGUAAAUUACUGCAUGGAAACAUGAGACUUGUAAAUGAGUGUGAAUUUACCAAUAGCAAUUUUGAGCUGUGAUUUUUCUUUUUUUAAUAAAAUUCUGUACAGUAAGUAAUUUUAAUAUUAUACUGUUCCCAAUAAAUGAUUUUUUUUUCUAAAAAACAGAUAAAUAGAUAUAAAAACUGGGUUCUUCUAAAACCGCCUGGAUUUGCAAAGUGAAGUCAGGGUUAGCACAUUAGGGUAAUGUGUUUGUAUGAAAUGGAAGGGGAGGGGAAGACAAUUGUAAAUUUAUUUGUUUCCACUUUUCAUAAACAAUUUAGAAUACAGGGUUGUCAUUUUUAGGUAUUAAAAUAAUGUAAUGUGCUGUUGUUUAAGUACUGUAUGUGAAUAGCAGUCAAGGGGUUUAUAAACAAAUCCCAUGUUGUUUGGAAAUGUAAAUAAUUUUAUUAUAUAGUAGACCUGAUGUAUUUGUUGUAGAAAUGGACCAGUGAAACAAAAAAUAAAUUUAAGGGUUUGUAUAAUGUUCCAUUCAUGCUCCAAAUAAAUGUUAUUGUCCUGUAAA
Messenger RNA from Passer domesticus (house sparrow), 9563 nucleotides. It is a transcript of the gene NCOA6, whose product is annotated as nuclear receptor coactivator 6. Gene Ontology annotation, biological process: positive regulation of transcription by RNA polymerase II. The record is from RefSeq and is a predicted model, not a curated record. The transcript has 16 exons. The coding region runs from base 412 to 6525 and encodes 2037 amino acids. NCBI's taxonomy places the organism in Eukaryota, Metazoa, Chordata, Aves, Passeriformes, Passeridae. Gene Ontology annotation, cellular component: nucleus; histone methyltransferase complex; transcription regulator complex.